GCCAUUUCAAAAUGGAAUGACUUGGGUGGGGUGGUGGGCUUGGAGAUUCUCCCUUCAUCGGCCUUGUGACUCUUACUAUAUAACUCGGAGCUAAAUGACCAGAGAAAGAGAGAGAUUAAUGAAAGGGGCUUCUUCUGUUCAAUUUAUAGAUUUGUCAGGCCUAAAGCAGCUCAUAGCUGUAGAGGACUCUUUUUAGGUUCAGUGGUUCCAUUGAAGUCCCAUUGAAUUUCAAGCGUUGGUAUUAAAAUAACUCUUUACAGUUUUACAGUAGAGACUUACUGAGUUUAACUAGUAGCACAGAUCUCAAGCAGUGACCAGAUACCAACUGCACUGUCCUACCAAAAAAGUGAGUGACACUCAUAAGUGAGGCAACAGGUUAUUUAUACUCCAGAGUGCAUGCGCCCCUGCCUGGAAACCUGCUUUAGAAACCACCAUAACAACUCCACAAGAAGAUAUUUGUUUUUGCUUGGAACCUCAGCCUCGUUUUUACUGGAAUUAUGGCCUUCAAAGAUGCUAAAAGGAAAGAGUGACAAUAGAAGAGGUUCUGCAAAGUGAUGUGACAGAAUUUUACCAAAGCCCCCCUUUUCUGCUGAGAUUUGGCGUCCCACCACACUAUGCUAUGGAUUUUUGCCCACAGUAUGCUAUGGAUGGAGAUUAUCUUUACAUGAGGAGUCCGAAACACCCUAACUGCUAAAAAACAUGGAAUAUAAAGCUAAACGGAAAGAAAGAAAGUCUGAUCACCUUUUGAAAGGUGAACUACUUAAAAGCAAGACACCUUAAAGUGACCAGUCUGAAAAGACAGAUAGGGACAACUGUGCCCCGCUCAUGUGAGCGAGCGAACUUUUGAAAUGAGCUCUCUGGAAAAGCGCCACACAAGCAGGCGGGGAAGCAUGCAGGGCCACCACAAAUACUCAGAUGGCUUCAGUGACACGUCCAGCGCGGGGAGCUUCAUGGAUGAGACAGACAGGGAAGUGAGCAACCUCACCGACCGUGCUUUCAGGAGCCUGUGCAUUGGAGAGGAGGCCAUCUAUAACGACUCAGAAAUCUCCUCCCCUACUGAACGCCACAAGGCUUUUGCGGAAGAAGUCCAGCAGAAGGAAGUCUUAAAGACCACUUGCAAGGAGACGCUUUCUUAUGGUGUUCAGUACGGAGAGGCUGAGAGACAGUCGGAGGUGACCUCAACAUUCCAGCAUUCCUAUGUGGAUGUAGCACAAGAGCAGGUUCUCAGAGAUGAGCACAUGUCUUAUAUGAGCAAUGGCUCGAUGGAGGCAGCAUGGCAGCAAAGGAGGAGCACAUCCAGAGUGUCUUCUCUUAUUAAGGCCUUCAGCUCAAGGGAGGGCUACUGUGACAGUGGAACUCCUGAUGCUCUGCUGCUGAGAGACAAAUACAGAGACUAUAACAACGGGUCAUGGGACAAGUCCGCUCUGCUAAGUAUUCAGAGAGAACUGUCUGAAUUUUCAACGUACCACCAGAACUUUAAAUCAGGUCCAUUUCAGUCUUACAGAAAUCACUUUCAUGCCUCGGCUGCUGCCAUGGCCCGAAUGGACACUACAACGUCCAUCAUGACAUCCUCAAAAACAAGGUUCCAGGCACUGAACUCAACUAAUUUCUUCUUCCACAGUGAAUUCAGUCCGUUUCAAUUGUGGAAGGAUUAUAACAGGUUUCCCUUCGAAAGAGAAGAGCCUCUGGGUUUUGUGUCAGCCAGUGACUUUCCCAGGUGGUACGAUUCUCCUCUGUAUAAAGAGCUUACAGCCACAGACACGUUUUCGAAUGAAAGGCGCUUCAAUCGAAGAAAAAUUGAGGACGUGGUUCCCACUCAACGCUCCAGGUCCACAGUAGUCCAGAAAGCCCCAGCCAUAGAGAAGAGAUGUGAAUCUGAGAUGGCAUCAAACUGUCCUCCCUGGAAAAGGAAUAAUAAUUUUGUAAGAAACAAACUCCCAAGCAAUCGACCCUCUACUGUCUCACCAACCAACACCAAAACACACAGACCAAAUUCUAGUUUGCUCUCUUACAGCAGGCAUACCUUUGACACCCAACAAAAAGUAGAGAGCAUGGUGGACACACAGACAUCCAAUAGUUCUACCCCGUUCAACAUCACUCAGCUUCUGACACCAGUCAUUCAUGGAAGACAAGAGACAGAAACAUCUGAAAUUCUGCAGUUUUCACAUACACCCUCUCUUCCUGAUUACUCUGUUCAGGGUGAUGUUGACCUAAAAUCACCGUCUGAUGUCAGACAGCUACGUGAUAGCUACAAAUCCAAAGCAUCAAGUCUGUUGUUCAACCUCAAAGACAACAGAAAACGGGUCAAGAGCACAUAUACUCCUUCCAAAUUUACAAGUUUAGAGAUAACAGACAGGACUAAGCAGCCCUCAAUCCUAGAUGAUCUUGAAUCCGGAUUUUCUGAUACGUCAACGUCCCAAGCGACCAUUCAGCAGUAUUCUACAGACUCUUGGGAAGCUGGUAACGUAGUCCAGCAAACCUAUGAAGCUCGUCUAUCUCAAACCGAAGAACACCAAGUGUAUUCUGAUGGAUUACACGAUGACGUGACAUUAGCAUCCCAUUACGGUGCUGGUAAUUACAAGGUCUCAUAUGGGGGCUCACAGAGUGUGUCUCUCCAUCCAGAUACAGAGUACGAUUUCUCACAACAUUUGUCUUCAGCACAGAAUAAAAGUGCUGGAAAUUCAGACGGUCAGAUUUAUGGCCUCAGUAAAAAAGUCAGCCCCACAAGGCCAGAAAUAGAAAACAACUUUCCAGAAGCCACCACACUACACCCUCCAGCACACAGUCUGUCAGCUCAAGUGUCAGAAAAAUGGGCCUUCAGCAGGAGAGAAUUGGGUCAUCAUGAAUUCACAGACAGACAAAACGUGGUGAGAAAAACAAAUUAUGGAUAUACCACCAAUCCAGCCACUGAAGAAAAGCUUGGUUGGGAAAACCGAGAACCUCCUACCACUGGGAUUAAAGAUUCGCUGACUUUUAAAGGAGAGAUAGCUGCUCUGAUUGAAAGGGAUAAACAAAGGAAAGCCACUGCUAAGCAAUACCUACCUUCAGCCAAUGGCAACUACACCACAGGAAAGGAAAACUACAUAAAUAAAGUGAAUGAGGACAUAAAACAGGGUCGGCUUGUAAAAGAGGAGGAGGACCAGGACACAGAAGGAUUUUUACAGAAACAUCCAUACACAACCAAACCUGCACGAGGUAAUCCAACAAAUGGACCCUCAGCAUCUCACCUCAAUUCGUAUGAAUUCCAAAAUAAUGCUCACCACAAAAUGACACCAUCAUCUUUGUCAUCAUCAUCCUCUUUAUCUCCUCCGAAAGAAUCAAGCUUUAUUGGACAGAGAAAUAUGAAGUAUGCUACAGGGAAUAUAACUCCUGAAAAAGAUAAUUAUCAGAAAAUCCAUUCUUCAAUUUCAUUGGAGGAGAAACAUCAAACGAAUGAAGGAUCUGUUGCUUAUCAGCCGUACAAAUAUGAGCCAAACAAACAGUGGCAUAUCGCAGCAAUUGAAAACAGACGCAAUACAGACAAUGUGAAUAUACCAUUACAACAGCAGCCAGCCCAAACACAUUAUGCACACCCUAUAUUAGAUAUAUCUGAGUAUCAGCAUAAAAACAUGGCAUAUGCAACAACAAGAACGACUCAAAGAAAUGUAUUUACAGAAGAUAGAGCCAAGUCUGUAGAACACAAGCCAUUUGACUCUAUGGCUCCCAAGCUGACAUAUCAAACAACGCAUGGGGACACGCAAGAGUCACAAGCAAGAGAAGACAAAUUUAGCAUUAAUGAUAUUCUUUCCGUCAGAGACAAUGAACAAGCAAAGCGAAUGAGAGAAAAUAAGCUAAAUAGUUUCCCUGCAAGCAUUAGUGACCCUACUAAAUUAGAUAAUCAAGUGUUUCCAGGUACAUCUGCUAUAGUUGAAGAAACAGCACCAAAAUUAGAUGCAUCUAAAGUAUCACAAGAUACUUCCUAUCUCUACAAACAUGAAAACGCAAAUGCACCAUAUGGUUACAUCAGAAAGGAUUCUUAUAUCCAAAAUGAAGGUUUCGUAAAUCACGGGUUAGUCAUGAAGGACAAUAGUAUAAAGCCAGGGAUAGAAACAUUUAUACACAAAGAGAAUGAUAAGAUCAUACAAAAAUCACUUUCAUACAAAGAAAGAAGCCAAACCAAACAGGAGAUACUUACAUCCAAAUUGAAGGCACAUGCUCAGAAGGAGAUAUCAGCCAUUAAAGAAAAGGGUCUGGCUAAACAAGGCAUUUUAUCAAGAAAUUCAGUAAAGCAAAAUGCAGCUGUAAACAGUGCAAAAGCACAAGUGAUCCAGGAAGUUCUGUCGCCAAAGAAAGAAAUAACUGCAGAAAAACUGAAUCACCUUUUUCAAGACAUCACGUAUUCGAGUGUAACUUUACACAAAGAUAGAGAUGACGCGAAAUACGAACCUCUUACUACAGAAGAAUUUAUAUUACCUAAAGGAGCCACAUGGCCACAGGCAGACGUUGCACUCUCUGAGAAAAAUAAUGAAGCGGUGAAGGAUGAUAAACUUGGGAAAGAAAAUACAAAUGUACAACCCCUUCCUCAAGGGAUGCUGCGUCAAGAUGAAAAUAUUACAGCAGCAGGAAAGAAGCAUUCAACUUCUGAGGUCCAGAAUGAAUUAACUAUGAUGUCCACCAGAGCAACAGAACCUGUAAAUGAAAGCAUUGACUGUGAUCCAGGUCCACCAGUCAAACAUCUUACACAAUCUCCAGCUGUCAAGCCUCUUAAAAAAGAGGCAUCAAAAGAACCUGUCAAGACCGAAGAACAAAUGUCUUCUAUCCUACCUACAACAUACAGUAUAAAUGCAAAUACUGCAAAAGAAAAGGAACAUCUGAAAAAUGUUGGCUUUGAUAAACCUUACACUCCUACCUCCUACAGCAGUUUAGAGCAGGUUAAGACUCUUGAUCAUUCUGUAAAGAAAGAACAAGAAGAACAGUCCUCAAAUGCCAAAGUGGACAAAACUACUGUCUACAGUGUUCCAACCGAUACAAAGCACAAAGAUGUUGCAGAAACAACCAGACCCCAGGUGGAAAGUCCACACUAUGCAAAUCAAAGCAGCAGUGCUGGGAAAGAAAGGCCUAGAAAGGAAUCAAGUGAAACCAAGUUUGGAAUAAGUGCAAAGCAAGUAAAAUCUCCAUCAGAGGAAGCUCCCUCUGCUUCUUCAGAUAACAAAACUGGUCCUCCUACUAAAUACAUGACAAACUCUACAAAAGAAGAGGAAAAGCAUUUAAGUAGAGAUGCCUCGUUCAAUGCUAGUGGAGCAUCUACAAACACAAAGACUCCAGAAACUAAAGGAAAAGAAGAUCUAUGGUUGGGUGCAAACCAAGAUUUUAAGAGGCAAUUAGAUAACACAUCUAAAAAACCUAAAAAUGAAGAGGCUGUUAUUCAGAAUUCAAAUUCAGUUAUUCAGAAGCUUCAGCCAAAACUAUUUGAAAAUGCAGAUAGAAACAAAGAAGCACUCCCAACACCAGCCUCAAUUAUACAAGACAAUAUAUCUAACAACAAAGACACUGUUAUGCAGAAGCUUCAGCAUGUUGAUGCAUCUAAAGCCAUGCCAUUUGAAAACGAAGAUAGAAUCAAAGGACAGCAUCAAACAACAGAAUCGAAUAAACAGGACAAGAUAUCCAAAAAUGAAGACUCCAGUGGUCAGCAUCUUCAGCAUGUUGAUACACUUAAAACAAAGUCAUAUGAAAAAGAAGAUAGAAAGAAAGGAAACCAUGAAACAUCAGAAUUAAGUAAACAGGACAAGAUAUCUAAAAAUGAAGACACCAGUAUUCAGCAUCUUCAGCAUGUUGAUACACCUAAAGCAAAGUCAUUUGAAGGUAGAAACAAAGGACAGCAGCAAACCUCAGACUCAAAUAAGCUGGAGAAAAUAUCUAAAAAUGAAGACUCUGUUAUUAAGAAGAUUCAGCAUGACGAUACACUGAACGUAAGGUCAUUUGAAAAUGCAGACAAAAACAAAGAAAAGCAGCAAAUCUCAGACUCAAAUAAGCUGGAGAAUAUAUCUAGAAAUGAAGACUCUGUUAUUCAGAAGAAUCAGCAUGUGGAUACACCAAAAGUAAAGGCAUUUGAAAAUGCAGACAGAAACAAAGAAAAACUUCAAACAUCAGAAUCAAAUAAACAAGACAAAAUAUCUAAAAAUGAACACUCCUCUGUUCAGCAGCUCCAACAGGAUGAUGCACCUAAAGUAAAGUCCUUUGAAAAAGAAGAUAGAAACAAAGGAAAGCAUCAAACAACAGGAUCUAAAAAAGAGGAAAAGAUAUCUAAAAAUAAAGACACCAGUAUUCAGCAGCUCCAGCAGGUUGAUACACCUAAAGCAAAGUCAUUUGAAAAUGCAGACAGAAAUAAAGGCCAGCUUCAAAUCAAAUCAAAUAAGCAGGACAAACUAUCUAAGAAUGAAGACUCUGUUAUUAAGAAGAAUCAGCAGGUUGAAACACCUAAAGUAAGCUCAUCUGAAAAUGCAGACAAAAACAAAGAAAAACUUAAAACAUCAGAAACCCAUAAACAGGACAAAAUAUCUAAAAAUGAAGACUCUGUUCUUAAGAAGAAUCAGCAGGUAGAUACUCCUAAAGCAAAGUCAUUUGAAAAAGAAGAUAGAAACAAAGAAAAGCAUCAAACAUCAGAUUCAAAUAAGCUGGAUAAAAUAUCUAAAAAUGAAGAAUCCACUUUUCAGAAGCACCAGCAGGUUCAUACACCUCAAGCAAAGUCAUUUGAAAAAGAAGAUAGAUGCAAAGAAAAGCAGCAAACCUCAGACUCAAAUAAGCUGGAGAAAGUAUCUAAAAAUGAAGAUUAUGUUAUUGAGAAGAAUCAGCAUGUGGAUACACCAAAAGUAAAGUCAUUUGAAAAUGCAGACAGAAACAAAGAAAAGCAGCAAACCUCUGACUCAAAUAAGCUGGAGAAAAUUUCUAAAAAUGAAGACUCUGUUAUUCAGAAGAAUCAACAUGUGAGUGCACCAAAAGUCAAGUCAUUUGAAAAUGCUGACAGAAACAAAGGAAACCAUCAAACAUCAGAAACAAAUAAAGAGGAGAAAUUAAAGUCUGUAUCUGCUGAAGCAAAUGGAAGUUUUCUGCUUGAAGAACUUAAACAUCGGGCUAUAGACAAACCACACUCAGAAAAACAUAAAAAGGAGGAAAUCAGAGAUUCAAAAUACCCAAACAGUCCAUUAGUAAAGGCUGAUAAAGUAACAAGAAGCAGUGAUAUUCAACGUCAACAAGACAAUGAUAGACCAUUGAGCCGGGAAAAACAGAUUAAAAAUGAGAAGGACUUCAGUGAGCAAGACGAAAGUCUAUCUAAGGAAAUGAAACCAGCCAAAGACAAAAGUAAAGUGACUAAGAAUAACUCAAAACCCACAGACUCCAUAGCUGAAAAACCAACAGAAAAGCCCAACUCACUAAAUGUUCCAUUAAAUAAUGCAGCUGAACAGAUGAAUAACCAGACAGCACAAGACAAAUGUUCUGACUUCAUAAAUCUUGGAGCUGAAAGCAAAGAAGAAAGCGCACCAGCAGAUGAACCUGUAAUAUACAGUAUAUGUAUAUCAAGCAAAUCUGAUGUUGUUUCAGAGGACGAACCGGUAAUCUAUACCAUUUGUGUGUCAAGCAUAUCUGAUAGUUCCAUGACAGAUGGGCCUGUAAACCAAGAUACUCAUAAUUUUGGUGAAAAACAGCUUUCAUCAGAGGGAGCUGAGAAAGAAGGAGAAACAUCUGGUAAUAAAAAUGAGGAAACAGAAACAGCCCGUCUUGAAAGUAAAGCAAGUGACGACGAAAAGGCCAGAGCAUCUUUCAGUUCUGACAAGGCAGAAAAAGAAACAGAAAAAGAAGCAAUAAGAAAGUAUGACUCACCUGCAACAAGAGAUAAACAGGAUUAUUAUAGAUCAAGUGAGGUGAACAAUAUUAGUUCAUCUUAUGAGAGCCUUUUGGCCAAAUAUGGGCUUUCUAUUAGAGAGAAGGUUCAUCACAAAUCAGCACAAAAAGAACCAGAAAAAAUGCAAGAAAAAGAAAAGGAAGAAUUUACAAAUAAUCUCCCUACAAAAUUACCUGAAAAGCCAUCUUCAUCUGUCAGUGCUGAUGCUGCUGAGCGACAUUGUCAGGAAUCAAGAAAACAGAAGCUUCCAGAAGAAACAUCUGAACUUUUGAAGAAAGGAGAAGAACAUGGACAAAAUAUUACUCAGUCACAGAAACAUAGUGAUGGAUUGACACUAGAAGCUGCUGGAAUCAUGAACACAAAAGAUAAAAAGCAACUCGAACUACAAAAUGAACCAGAUAAACAGGCAUUAUCUAAAUCAAAAGUCAUGAAAACCUGUGAAGACAAUCAGGAUACUCAGCUUUCUAUUUAUUCAAAGCAAAACAAAAGAAACGACAGUGUUGAACUGGAUAAGACAAAGCAGGUUGGACAGAAAGUGCAGACAGUAGAUUUAGCAAGGAAAAUCGAGAACAAAACAAAGGAGAAUGAAAAUGAAAGUGUACUUAGCAAAAAGGCUAACACAGUACUGGUGGAAAAUGAGAAGGAUCAUCAAAAAGCUGAAAUUAGGUCUACUACAGUAAUUGGCAAUCACCCAUCUGCAGAUACACACUUGCCCAAGUCUAAAGUCUCUAUGUCUAUAAAAGACAACAAGGCAAGUUCUUCUGUAGUUAAAGAAAUAGCUGAAAAUGAUGCCUCUAACAGAGUUUUAAAGCAAGAUACAAAACAUGUAUAUAAGCUUCAACCAAGCACACCACCAAUUCUGCGUAGGAAGGCAAUUACUGAAACAAUUAAAACAAAAGAACCAAAGAUAGAAUUUAAAAUGAAUAAAAAAGGUGAUUGUGAAGGAGAUGUAGUCAAACCAGAGAUACUGACUAAAGAACGUGCCCCAACAAAAGACGACAAAGCUUUACAAAACAGCCAAAAAGAGCUUGGAGUCUCAAAAAAUGAACUCCCAGUACAGGAGCAGGCCAAAUUCAACACAAUCAAUUCAAAGACAGUCAAUGAAACAAAAGACAGAUGUGAGACUGGAAUUAAUGCCUCCGGUAAUAAACAGACAGAGAGAUCAGUCCAGGAGAAUUGUAGUGUUAGAGAGGAUCUACAUAAAAAUGCCUCUACCACCGUCAAGGCAGAUCAGAAUCUAUUUAAAGCACCAAAUAAACUCUUGGAAGACCCAAAAGUGAAUAAAGAUCAGCACAAAUUAAACGCAGACAUCUCCACAGUGCAGGACAGAAGGCUUGAUCAACAAAAACAAAUUAAGACAGAUAGCAUGAGUGCCAGAGAUAUGGUCUUGCCUAAACUUCCAAAUUCUCAAAGUGUAACGCCUCAGAAGGUCGCAGGACAAAAACCUCAAACUAUCACAAGUCCUACUGAGAGUGUGGUCUUGUCUAAACUUUCAAAUUCUCAAAGUGUAACGCCUCAGAAAAUUACAGAACAAAAACAUCGAACUAUCACAAGUCCUACCGAGAGUAUGGUCUUGCCUAAACUCUUAAAUUCUCAAAGUGUAACACCUUAUAAGGUUGCAGAACAAAAACCACAAACUAUCACAAGUCCUACUGAAAGUAUGGUCUUGCCUAAACUUCCAAAUUAUCAAAGUGUAACGCCUCAGAAGGUUGCAGAACAAAAAACACAAACUAUCACAAGUUCUACUGAAAGUGGUUCAGAAUUCAGAAGUCAGAAAAAUAAAGGUGAAUCGAUACCUAGACAGAAAGAAAAUAUUAAAGAUGAUAAGGAUAAUGUUAAGGAUAAUGCAUAUGCUAAUGUAAAUAGGGAUAAUGCCAAGAAAGCACACCCAGUUAAAGUUGAGAAAGCUACAGAAGGUGAAUCAAAUAAGAAUGACAGUCUAAAAGAAAGAACAGCUCAGCCACAAGUCAGAAAGGAUGAUACAGUUACAGCUGACAAAGUUAGGAAAGAUAGUGGGCAAACAAAAAGUAAUGUUGGUGCUGUGGUGGAUAAAGAUAGCAGUCAUAGCAUUAAAGAGAAGACAGGAAACACUGGAGAAGGUUCACAGGUCAAACAUGAUGGACAUGAUCGUGUUAAUGUUUACCAGUAUCAUCCAGGGAAAGGCUUUCUGCCAGAAACAAAAACAAAUACAUAUGAUGAACAAAACUGUAUUGAAACUAAUCUCCAUGAUAUGGUGCCUAAGAAGAAAGAGGUAAUUUCCACUCAGAAAUCAGAGGCCAUACAGAAGGAAAAGAAACCAAAUAGACCAGAUAUAUCAGCUAUAGCAGACUAUGCUAGACUAAGGGUCAUAUCUGUUGAAGAUGAGAAUGCUAGUGAGAAGGACUUGCUUGAAAAACUGGACACCUACCGCAAAUAUAAUUCAUCAUCUGUAGAACCAGAGAAAAGUUUACAAGGGAAUCGGCCCAUUCUUGGUGCUGAGGCAAAACGAGAUUUAACUUUAUAUAAAAGUAAGGAGAAUGAAAGUCAGACAGCAAAGCCUUUACAAGUUCAUGAACGUGAAAGACGUUCAUUUCAAAGAAGCAGAGUUACAGAGGCAGUACCUGAGGGACAUAAUCAGUUCACACCCCGGGAGGAGACUGUUGCUCAAGCAAAGGUUUUUUCACAGGCGAAAAGCUCAGACAAUAGAAUUUUUGCUGUUGAAGAAUCAGGAAGCACUAAAGACAAGGCAUUAGCCAAUCAAAUUUCAUCAAAUACGAAGAUACCUGCCACUGAACAACACUAUGAAUAUCAAAGACGUCAUGAACUCCAUCAGUCCCUAGUUCCACAAGCUAAGCAUACUCUGGUGUCGAAAGUUGAAGGCAAGAAUGAUGAUGCAAAUAUCAUAAGACAACGAGUUCACAGCAAACUAUUGGACAAAGAGUCUCAAAAUCAUGUUCAAAAUCCAGAAUCUCUACCACAGACAACGAUGGUAAGCACAAAGGCAAGCCAUGAAGAGAAUAAACAAGCAGACAACAAAGUAAAUGCAUUACCAGUUUCACCAGAAAUGAACGACACAGAUAAAGGUGAUGAGCUUCAGUAUUACAUUGUUAGUACCAUGGAAAGUGAACCAAAACCAUCAAAUGAUAAAAUCUCUUCAAAGAAAGAUGUACCUGAAAUUGAGACAACAAGACCACGGUCCAAUGUGUCCUCUCCAGCCAUGGGGAAGCCCAUUAUGUUCAAAGUGAAAGAUAACACUAUGCGAACAUCCUCUGUUACUAAAACUGUAAAGCCACGUUUCCAUAGAUCAUUUUCUGAGGAAUUAAAGGUCAGCACCUCUAAAGAUGUCUGGAGUGGUUUGGAGAAAAUUGAACCUGACCUUGAGUAUCAUCCCAAAGAGUCGGCUAACCCUGCUAACCCUCAGGUCUUGCAUGAACCAGUGGUUGUUUCACAUGGACUUCCGAGAGCAAGAGAGUUCCAGCCCCAAAACAGUUCAUCUCUCACAGCUGCGAGAGAUGCCCGAAGUUACCACAGAAGGAGUCAAGGCUUUGAGGACGAGGAUAGUCGCUCUGUUAUCAGCACUCUGUCAGAGGAUGUGGAGAGUAUUGCAGGGAGCUCUGUUGUUAUGGGAGACAGUACGGGAUUACAUGAGAUGAGAAGUAGCAGAAGCACCUACGACAGGCCGGAAUCAUCCUGCUAUGAAAGGCCAGCUUCCUCCUGCUACGAAAGGCCAGAAUCGGCUUGUAGUGAUAUAAGAUCAAUGGGCAAACCACCUACUGUUCCUCCUAAAUCUGAAAAGGCCUUGCGACGUGCUCAGAAGCUUACGACAAGGAGGAUCAAAAAGGCAGAAGCAAAGAUAACUACUGAUAGCCAAGAACAGCUUGAGAUCAGCAAGCCUGUCCGAGCUUUCUCCAGUUUGCCUUCUUCACCUAUGGAGCUUAUAUCGACAAAUAACGCCAUACAGGCCUCACCUCCCAUACCUCACUACCAUGUUGACCCAAACUAUGCAGCUCCUGCCCCCAGCCUUGUGGCCCAUCCUUUCCCAGUGACCCAAAGAAAACUCCUGCAAGAUCCAAACUCAGGGCAGUACUUCAUGGUGGACAUGCCAGUACCGCAUGUCAAGACGAAGAUGUUUUUCGACCCUGAGACGGGUAAAUACGUCCAGCUCAAUGUGCGGCAGAGGACUCAGAGCGCCCUAUCCCAGCCCCAGUCUGUGGAGGUGUUGAAUCACUCUUAUGUCGUGUACCCUGGCUUUCUGCCCAUGUCUGUAUCAACCUUACCUACUUUAAGGUCAUCGUCCCAGAUGUCAGCACCAGCCACACUUGUGGAAGAACCCAAUAAGCUAGAAGCAAGCAGGGAAUCAGGAAGGCAGGAAAAUUGCUACAAUAACAACAAUGCUGCGUAUGGGUCACUCGAACAUUCAGGCUAUGAAGAACAAUCUCUGUACAAGCAAAAUAACGCCAAGCUCACCCCAAAACAUACCAGUAUCAUAACAAUGAGUGAAUUAGAGGACUUUGCCAUGGAGAGCACCUGAUCACCUGAUCACCUAAACUUGGCUGCCUGGUGUCUAUCUGAAGUAAAUGUAAAACUGUUUUUGUAUGUACUCAAAGAUGAGAAAAUUUGAAUGUAUAUUUGACCUAUUUAAAUGAGAACCUCUUCACGGUUCAUUAGCUAAAUACCUUGUUGUGCUGUUUGAGAAUGACUUUAAGGCUUGCUGUUAAAGUGCAAUGGUUUAUACAGUUGCAAUCUGUAGCAAUAGUAAAUGCAGGGUUAUUUAUUAUUAUAUUGUGACAGUGUUCAGGACAGAUCUGUUAAGCAUUCCAUUUUAAAAGUGUUUAGAAAAAAAAGGUUAAAUAAUUUAACAGUGUACAUGUAUAUAAUCUCAUGGUGUGCUUAAGUGCUUAACAACUAGCUUCAACUGCACUGUCUGGACAUGUUGCACCACCAAGUGAGGAAAAGGCAUCUUUUCUGUAGAAGAACAAACGUUCUUAAUAAUAGUUACUGGACUCCUCAGUCAGUGCUGUAUAUCAACACCAAUUUAAAUAUUUAACUAAAUUAAACAUAUGCUUUCUUAUGUGACUGUGAGAUUUACAGUGGUUGGAAUUAACAUAACUUAAUCUUGAUGUACAUUAAGGUAAUUAUGCAAUAUGAAAUGCAUAAAAUGUGAUUUUGUUCAGAUUUUAAUGGUAAGAUACUUACCGCUAAUGAAAAAGUCAGCCCUACCUAAUUGUAUUUCAAAUCUAUCAUACAGUUAAUUGCCUUUUUGAUAAAACUCAGUAACUCGUCUUCUGGUUUAGUUGAGUUUUUUCAACAAUAAAUUGGUGAAUUGAGUGAAAAUCAUCAGGUGUAUUCUGUAUGACUAUGCUCAUAUAUGUGCUAUUAUAUUUGUAAAUUACACUUUUGUGUAUUUUUUCAGGCACGUUACAGCACCUGGUUAAUAAAAAAACAAUGAAUGAAAAUUUGGUUUGCUACAUUAAUCUUUCUUUAUGGCAGCAGUGAUUUUUAAUAUA
Molecule: messenger RNA, 13365 nt
Organism: Astyanax mexicanus (Mexican tetra)
Lineage: Eukaryota; Metazoa; Chordata; Actinopteri; Characiformes; Acestrorhamphidae
Gene: c7h10orf71
Exons: 3
Coding region: 849-12389 (3846 amino acids)
Biological process (GO): positive regulation of calcineurin-NFAT signaling cascade
Cellular component (GO): Z disc
Source: RefSeq, a predicted model, not a curated record